Emiliania huxleyi CCMP1516 is the source of this 1773-nucleotide messenger RNA. RefSeq lists its product as hypothetical. NCBI's taxonomy places the organism in Eukaryota, Haptophyta, Isochrysidales, Noelaerhabdaceae. Gene Ontology annotation, molecular function: arylsulfatase activity. The record is from RefSeq and is a predicted model, not a curated record. Bases 1 to 1773 code for a protein of 590 amino acids. The transcript has 3 exons.
AUGAGGAGCGCCUCGUUGCUCUGCAUCGAGAGCGGGACGAGCUGCUUUGACUCGGGCGCGGACUGGCGGUUUGAGGGAUCCGGUUUGAGGGACCCGUCGUUCGCACGCGCUCGGCCGCCGAACGUUCUCAUCCUCCUCGCGGACGACCUCGGCGUCGGCGACCUCGAGGCGUACUCAGCCUCCGCCUUGGUGCCGACGCCGGCCAUCUCGGCGCUGUCUGCAGCGGGCGUCCGCUUCACAGACGCGCACGCGCACCCACUCUGCUCGCCGAGCCGCUACUCCCUCCUCUCUGGCAGCUACGUCUUUCGGGGCCGCCGGCCCUCGUCCUCGUGGGGCCUAUCGGGAGGCUCGCAGCUCCUGCCUGGCCAGCGGACCAUUGCGGAGUCGUUCCGCGCGGCAGGUUACGCGACCCUGCUGCUCGGCAAGGCGGGCAUCGGAGGGGAGGUCGCCGCGCUACCCGAUGAGCUGCGCCGCUCGACCGAGGACGACAGGGUCGACUGGCUGCUAAGACGAGGGCGGAGGCUUGCCGACGGCCCGGCGCAGUGGGGCUUUGACGAGUCGCUCUCGAUGGUCUCGGGGAUCCAAUCGCCGCCGUACGCGUGGUUCAAUGGCAGCGUGGCGUCGCUUCCUCGCGGGAGCCGCUGCUGGGGCACGGCGACCCACGCGACGCGCACCGGCGACUGGGUGUCGGGCAAGUUUGCGGGCACCGGGCUGCGCCACCGCCGGUACACGCCGUGCGGUGCAGGGGACGGGCACGACGGCGCGGCGGACUGGGAGGGGCACAUGGCCGACGCCCACGUCGCGCAAGCUGCGCUCGGCUUUUUCGACCGGCGCCGCCGCGCACGCGGGCCGCAGCCGCCCUUCUUUGCCCUGGUCGCCACCGCGGCGGUGCACGCGCCCUUCACGCCGCCCGACCGGUUCCGGGACGCAGACAUCCGCACAUGGGUCGCCACCAGCGAGGUGGCGGCGCCGCGCCGGCUGCACGUCCCCCACUCGUCCAUGGUGGCGGAGUUGGACGCGGUGGUCGGGGCGCUGAUGGCGGCGCUCCGCUCCGCAGGCGAGCUCAACGAGACGAUUGUGGUCUUUGCGAGCGACAACGGCGGACUCAGCUGCGCGACCAAGCAGCACGGAUCGUGGAGGCCCUCGCCCGAGACACCCGCGCCGCCGUUUGAGGACGUCUCGCCCGAGCGGUCCGGGCUGCAGUCGCCGCUCUGCGGCGCCAAUUCUAGCGCCCACCUGCGGGGGCACAAGGGAGACCUCUACGAGGGAGGCCACCGGGUGCCGCUGCUGGUAGCGUGGCCGGCGGGCGGUGUGCCCGCCGGGGGGGAGUGCGGCGACCUGGUCGGGCUCACCGACCUCUACGCCACCCUGCUCGACCUGGCCGGCCUUGCGCCGCCCGCUCCCGGCCAGGCAGCGGACAGCGUCAGCUUCAAGCGCCGCCUGCUCCGACCCCGCGACGGCCACCCGGCCCGGUCCGACCUGCUCGUGCCGUCGCCGCCGAGCUGGGCGCUGCGGUGGUCGCGCUGGAAGCUGAUCAGCCUCGCGCACGGCAGCCAACGCGCCACCGAGCUCUUCGACCUCGAGGCGGACCCGGGCGAGACGACCAACCUGCUGCCGCCCCACAACGUGAGCGGGCAGCCGCCACGCGCGUCCGGCGAGGCCGCCUCGCGCCACGAGGCGACGGCCGCACGCAUGGCCCAGCGCGCGGACCAGAUUCUGACCAGCGGCGAGCUCGGAGGGCGAAAGCGGAUGCAAGCAUUGCGAACGAUGUGA